AUGGAUCACGUAAUACGAGGCCCUGGACCCACUGCAGUGCAGUCCAAGCUCGGUUACUUACUCUCUGGCCCGAUAUACAAGGAAUCUCAUGAAUCGAACACUACGAUACUACACAUAGCUACUAAUAUUCUCGAUGAGAAAACCAAACUUCAGGAAUAUUGGGAUUUAGAAACGUUAGGUAUCAAAGAUGACCCAUCUGACCUAUGCAAGUCAAUGGAUUUUGAGUCAUACUGUGAAACGCAUUUACGGUUUGAGGACAACGGCUACAUUGCAAGACUUCCGUGGAAAGCAGAGUAUCCACCCUUGCCAACGAAUUAUGACGUGUGCGUGCGACGUACACGAAAUAUGAUUCGAAAGCUAUCACCCGACUUACGCAAGAUGUACAAUGACAUUAUCCAGGAUCAAACCAGACGUGACUUCAUUGAAGAAGUUCCCAUAGAUGAUGUAGCCUGUGGUCACUAUCUCCCACAUAGGCCAGUCAAGAAAGAUUCAGCUACAACUCCAAUAGGAAUAGUAUACGACUGUAGCUGUAAAGUUGGUGAAGGAGCUAGCCUUAAUGACUGUUUAGAGACUGGACCGCCACUUCAGAACGAUCUUGCUGCAAUCCUUGUUAGAUUUCGCCUACAUCACUACGCUCUAGCAACUGACAUAGAAAAGGCGUUUCUGAACGUUGGGCUUGACGCAGAGGAUCGGAAGUUUACAAAAUUUCUGUGGUUGACGGAUAGUAACGACCCAAACAGUGCCUUCAAGGUGUACCAGUUUAAAGUGGUGCUUUUCGGAGCAGUGUGCUCACCUUUUAUUCUAAACGCCACUGUCAGGUCACACUUAGACAAACACGAAUCCCCAGUUGCAGCCGAUAUGAAGGACAAUAUCUAUGUUGACAAUGUAGCGAGUGGAGCUGAAAGCACACAUGACACUGUGAAAUACUACCAGGAAUCCAGAAAGGUAAUGAAAUCUGGUGGAUUCAAUCUCCGAGCAUGGUCGUCCAAUUGCCCUGAACUUCGGAAAUUGGCUGAAGCAGACAACGUUUACAACCCAGAUCGAAUUGCUAAUGUGCUUGGACUAGACUGGGAUACUGAACAGGACAUUCUGCGAUAUUCAAAGCGGAAAAUUGAACCUUCAAUAGACAAUCUGGUGACAAAACGUGAAGUUGUUCAAGUUACAAGCAGUAUCUAUGAUCCACCUGGACUUCUGUCUCCAGUACAUGUUAUGGCUAAGAUAUUUAUACAAGAGCUAUGGACACACAAGUUAGAUUGGGACGAACCGCUGCCGGACGAGCUUAACCAUACUUGGAGAAGGUUGAGUCAGGAGCUGUCAACCGUGACACAAUCAUGUGCCAUUGAUCGCAAAUACUUCGAUUGUCAAAACACUAGCAACGAUUUGUAUGAGCUUCAUGUAUUUGCAGACGCGAGAAUAUAUGUAUUGUGGUGGUAG
Messenger RNA from Lineus longissimus, 1434 nucleotides. RefSeq lists its product as uncharacterized. The coding region runs from base 1 to 1434 and encodes 477 amino acids. The transcript has a single exon. The record is from RefSeq and is a predicted model, not a curated record. NCBI's taxonomy places the organism in Eukaryota, Metazoa, Nemertea, Pilidiophora, Heteronemertea, Lineidae.